AUGGAAAGGGUGGAGCACGAGAAACCGAAAAUUACGAAGCGGAAUCAAACCAGUUUGAGAGAUUUUUUUAAAAAACCUAAAUUAUCAAAUGACUCACAAAUUACUGUUAUCGAAGAACAGAAAACAAAUGAAGAUGUUUCUUACGGAGGGAAAGACCAGCUUCCUAUAGAGAAAAUUUCCGACCAGUUUCCUAUGGAGGAAGGACUAGAGCCCCUACCAGUUCCUAUGGAGGAAAAACGUUUCAAUGACAUUUCCAGCUAUGUCAAUCGAAAAUUGUCAAACGAGGAAAAACUCAAAGCUCUUGCGGGAUUGUGGGAGCCAGAUAAAAAAUACGUUUUUCCAGCUGAGGACUAUGGUCGCUUUAAACGACAUUUUCAAACGAAUUGGCUAAUGCAGUUCAAAUGGUUGGCCUAUUCUGAUCAAGAAAAAGGAACAUUCUGCAAGUUCUGUGUGCUUUUCCGUAGCGAGGAUACAGUUGGUAAAGGGAAACAUGUCAUGAUUGGAAAACUUGUAUCCAAACCGUGCAAAAAUUUAAAAGAUAGUUUGGAAAUAUUCCGAAGUCACGAACGCACAAGCUACCAUCAAAACUGUAUGCUUACUGCAGAUAGUAUUCGAUCGAUAUCAGAAAAAGAGACGGAAGAUAUUGCUGUUCAAGUUGACAACCGAAGGAAAGUUACUGCAAGAAAAACCCGAGCAGCACUUGUUCCAAUUGUUCAAACUAUCAGACUUUGCGGGAAGCAGCAGAUAGCUUUGAGAGGCCACCAAGAUUCUGGUCGCAUCACACUAGAAGAUCCUGAAAAGAACGUCGGUAAUUUUCGUGCUCUUUUGCGGUAUCGGGCAGCUGGUGGUGUUGUUGAUUUAAGGCAAUAUUUAGUGAUGAGUGCAGGAAACGCAAUGUAUACUAGCCCACGUAUACAAAACGAAAUUAUUAACACAUUUGGGGAAAUGAUUCAGAUGCAAAUCAGAGACAGAGUACACAAAUCUGGAUUAUUUUCAGUUCUAGCCGAUGAAACAACAGAUAUUGCUGGUAUUCAACAAUUUUCUCUGUGUGUCCGAUACUUAGAAGAUGCGACUGCGAGCGUCAGGGAGGAUUUCCUAUGCUUUGUUCCUGUCAACGAUGUUACCGGAAAAGGACUUUGCACGACGAUUAAGGAUACUUUAAGUAAUCUCGGAAUUGAUUUGCACAAUCUCCGUGGCCAAGGCUAUGAUGGUGUUUUAGCAAUGCGAGGAGAGUUCCGCGGAGUUCAAGCCAACAGCUCCAGACCAGUAGCAGUAAUAGGUACUGAUACAGAUCUGCUCUCUAUUCUUAUUGACAGAGGUUCUGGAACAUCACUGUAA
Molecule: messenger RNA, 1338 nt
Organism: Uloborus diversus
Lineage: Eukaryota; Metazoa; Arthropoda; Arachnida; Araneae; Uloboridae
Product: zinc finger MYM-type protein 1-like
Exons: 2
Coding region: 1-1338 (445 amino acids)
Source: RefSeq, a predicted model, not a curated record